Molecule: messenger RNA, 3327 nt
Organism: Mya arenaria
Lineage: Eukaryota; Metazoa; Mollusca; Bivalvia; Myida; Myidae
Product: sodium-dependent multivitamin transporter-like
Exons: 18
Coding region: 303-2519 (738 amino acids)
Biological process (GO): transmembrane transport; sodium ion transport
Cellular component (GO): membrane
Molecular function (GO): symporter activity
Source: RefSeq, a predicted model, not a curated record
CAGACGACACUGGUACAUUCUGGCGCGUGCAAGUGUAAACUUGGCAGACGACAUUGAAUGCAGAUUCAAAAAGUGGUUAUAAUUUUCCAAAGUUUUAAUUUUAAUUGAAGGAGCAUCAAAAUAAAAGAGAUUUACUAUUAAAAGAUCAGAUUAAAGAAACAAAUAAAACUUCCAAAACAAGUUCAACCAUGGAUGCAAAAAUAGUUCUUAAUGACUGAGGAGUUCGUGAUUUGUUUAUUGUGUUGAGUUUCGUUCUUCGAAGAAAACCAUCUUUUUAACAUAGUGACCGGAAAAAGUUCAAAAUGGUUAAUCCAGACCACAUAUUCCAUAUUGCCGAUUACGUCAUCUUCGGUGCAACGAUUGCCAUUUCGUUAGGAAUCGGACUCUACUAUGCGUUAUCCGGCGGAAAACAACGAACGACUUCGGAAUAUUUCGUGGGCAAUCGGCAAAUGACGAUAAUCCCGGUGGCUAUUUCGUUAAUGGUGUCCUUCGAAUCUUCGAUUAUGAUGUUGGGAACACCAGCUGAGGUAUAUGUUUACGGGUUUCAAUGGCUGAUCGGGAACGUCGGGUAUUUCAUCGCCAACAUCCUGUCAAUCAUAAUCGUCGUGCCCCUCAUCCAUCCUCUCAGGAUCACCAGCGCAUAUGAGUACCUGGAGAUGCGAUUCGAAUCCCGGCACGUGCGAACCUUGGGCACCCUGAUCGGCAUGUUAAGCUAUUCGUGCUACAUGGGUAUUGUACUGUUUGGACCUGCCAUUGCUCUCGAAGCCGUUACCGGAUUUCCGCAGUGGACUUCCAUUUUUUCCGUCGCCCUGGCCUCUGUCAUCUAUACCGCCAUUGGCGGUCUUAAAGCUGUGAUAUGGACGGAUGUUUUCCAGUGCGUCGUCAUGUUCACGGGAUUCUUCGCAGUCCUUAUUAAGGGGACAAUGCGUAUCGGAGGAGUGGGGAAAACAUGGGAAAUCGCCAUCGAUAAGGGAAGACUCAAUCUCUUCAAUUUCGACACGGAUCCGACCAUCCGCCAUACGUUCUGGAACCUGUUCGUAGGAAGUAUUAUCCGGGGGUUCGGUCUCGUGUUCAAUCAAUCCUCCAUACAGAGAAUUAGCUCCACUCCGACCAUACGGGACGCCAGGAAAGUGUUGAUGUUGGUUGCUCCAGGAUUCUUCCUGUCCUUGACAUUGGCAGGGAUAGAAGGAAUAAUCGCGUACGCCUAUUAUGACGUCAUCGGAUGUGACCCAUUGAAAUCCAAACAAAUCACCAAUCCUAAUCAAAUCGUCCCGUACAUGGUGAUGGACAUCUUCCAGGGCUUCAAAGGAAUGCCGGGCCUCUUCAUGGCUUCACUGUUCAGUGCCUCUCUCAGCACACUGUCAUCUGGACUGAGCAGUUUGUCAGCUUUAUUCUGGACCGACUUAGUCAAGCCACACACCAAACCUAUGUCUGAAUUCAAGGCCACAGUUAUCUCCAAACUUUCUGUGGUGGCGUUCGGUGGACUGGCUGUAUUUGUGGCGUUUAUGAUUGCUCUCGUCGGUGGAACAUUGGUUCAGAUCGCAGGAAGUAUAUUAUCGGCGUUUGGAGGCCCACUCACUGGUCUUUUUAUGCUUGGUGCCUUCUGCCCUUGGGCAAACGCAAAGGGAGCUAUUGGUGGGACGGUGUUAUCAAUGGGGAUCACGUUCUUCCUCUGUAUCGGCCAGAUGACGACCAAAGGGUCUAUAAAGAACACCAAACUACCGUCUGCUCCCAUUGACCAAUGUCCCGCAGCGAAUGUGGCGUCAAUGAUAAUGAAUGUGACGUCAAGUUAUUUAAACACGACGUCAGACUAUGAAAACGUUACGUCUACGUCAUUCAUGCCUCCUGAUACGACUGCAUUUGUAGCAAGCGGAUACCCGGAACCGACGGGUUUUAGCCGCAUUUUCAUGAUAUCGUACCAGUGGUUCGGCGCCAUCGGAAUAAUGCAGGUCAUCAUCUAUGGAACAAUUAUCUCCCUUUGCACAGGCUACAAAAAGCCCGGCGAGGUGAAGAAGAAGUUCCUCAUCCCUUUCUAUGAUAGCCUCUUCCCCUUCCUGCCAGAGUGUAUCCGAAAACCGCUACGGUGUGGGUAUGAGUACCCGGAUGAUGACGAGGAGGACGAUAAGAAAAGUACAACAGAUUACCAGAUGUUGGACGGAAUAAAACCUUUCCUUCACGAAGCAAUUGAUAUAAACUACCCAGUAAACAUACAGCAGAAAGCAAAUGGCACAAGCGCUCUCAACAGCUCAAAAACAAACGUCAACGGUGACGUCAAAUACGGAAAUGACGUAAUCAAUACUACGAAAGCGGAAGUGACGACAAGCAAUGCCGUCAAUAUCGCCAAAUCUGUUGAUAACAUAUCUGCGUCCGUUCGACUUCCGGUCAGGGAUAUUGAAAUGAACAUUAUGCGAGCGGACAGCCAAAGAGGGAGCGCGGGUUUUGUAACCGUUGAAAACUCAGAUCAGUUGAUGCCCUUGCAACUCAGAGCCAAGAGUCUGGAAUUUGAUAUAGAAAAGUAGAGAGCACAUUAGGGAUAUUAUUUAUUUGAGGCUAGUUCAAAUACAGUCAAAAAAUCGCUAUGUCGAAGUCGUUUGGACUUCUAGAAAUACCUCGAGAUAACGAACAUUCGAUAUAACCGAAACACAACACAUAUCUAUUUAAACCAAAAAUAAGCAAUACAGAUUCGACAUAGCCGGAACAUCGCGAUUACAGAGUUUGACAUAACCGAAACAUCGUGGUCGGCAUAGUAAGUUUCAACUGUAUGGAAACCCAUUGACAUUGAAACGGCAAAAUAUAUCCUGGUAAUAACAUUUCUGGAAAUAUGUUUCAUUUCGUGGCAUAAAAGGACUGCUUUUAAAAUUUAAUUUGAACUGUUGCAAUUUGUUAUCAUACUUGUUUAAUGUUAUCUUAAUUGUAAACAGAUUUUGAAGUGUAUUUUUAUUGUAACUGUUUAUUAAGUAAUUUAAAGCUGCACUCUCACAGAUUGAUAAUUUUGACAUGUUUUUAAGUUUUGUCUCGGGAUCAGCUUAUUUUGGUAUCAAUGCCUUAAAUUCAGUCAUAUAAGAUAACUCACAAUAUAACUCAUCUCAAUUGUUUAGAAAACUGCCCAAAAAUGGACUUUUCUGCAAGCGUAGUAAAGCGUAUUGCUAUAAAACAUCAAUUUUCGAAUGUAAAUAGGAAACACUGCGAUCUGAUCUUUUGUCAGCAGUUUUGAAUCACUAGUUUCAAGAAAUUAACACAAAUAUUGGCUCAUUUCUAGACCAGAACAAAGUUGUCAAACGGUCAAUCUGUGAGAGUACAGAUUUAAACUGCAUAUAUGUAAAUAAA